Messenger RNA from Bipolaris sorokiniana ND90Pr, 1494 nucleotides. RefSeq lists its product as uncharacterized. The coding region runs from base 1 to 1494 and encodes 497 amino acids. The record is from RefSeq and is a predicted model, not a curated record. The transcript is spliced from 4 exons. Gene Ontology annotation, molecular function: oxidoreductase activity, acting on the CH-OH group of donors, oxygen as acceptor; FAD binding. Lineage: Eukaryota; Fungi; Ascomycota; Dothideomycetes; Pleosporales; Pleosporaceae.
AUGCCUCAAGCUCGAUUUGCACUCCUUGCUUCGUUGUUUUCAACAAUUGUCUUUUCUGACCCUUUCAAUACCUUCGACGGUCCAGGUUUCCCUGCGUGUCGCGAAGUCGCAAAAGUCUACGAUCCAAACACCGUAGAGGAGACAAUUGAUAUUGUCCGCACAGCUGCUAGCAAUGGCACACCUAUCAGAGCGUCAGGUAAAGGCCACAUGUGGUAUGAUACCAUGUGUUCUGAUGAUCCAUCGACUGUGAUUGUCCGGACCGAACAGCUCAACCGCAUCAGCGAAUUCGACCUUCCGGUCGGGGCACAAGAUGGUUCCGUGAUGAUUGAGGCAGGCGUUACAUUUUUCCAGCUUGCUGAGUAUCUUCAUCUGAACAACGCAAGCAUGGGUUAUACACUAGUGAACUGGAACAUAACAUUGGCAGGGAGUAUUGCAAUGGGUGCCCAUCGGAGCAGCCUUCGCGAGGACAGUAUGGUAGCUGCAGGUGCGUUGGAGCUGCACAUAAUCGACGGAAAUGGCGGCCUUCGUGUGAUCAAGAGGUCCGAUAGCGACGAAUGGCUUGCUGCAUCUACCUCACUGGGUCUACUUGGAGUCAUUGCCAAAGUAAAGUUCAAGAUCUAUCCGGAUUUCAAGGUUUAUGCUAAGCAAGACAUUCUCGCUGAGAAUAAAGUAAUUAACGGUGACAUCUAUGGACUGAUUGCGCCGUACGGAACUGCAAACCUUUGGUGGUGGCCCUAUCUGCGCAAGUUUCACCAUCGUUAUUACGAUCCGAUUCCGGCAGGGUUGUCCGAUCAAGAAGGCUUUCAAUCAACCUUUAGUGUCACAAAGACUGAAGCUGAUUUUGCAGCAGGUCUGCUAAACUCUGGCAAGUUCCUACCUACGUCUAACAUGGCUGCUGAGACAUUAUUCUUUGCAUUAUGGUCACCACCGAACUUCCGUGAUAAGAGAACAGACAAACCAAUCUUAACUUGGCCGGUAUACGGCUGGAACUAUGACGUGUUGAUCGGCGGACUCUAUCCUGGUUACGGAACACAAUGGGACCUUGGAAUUCGAGGUUUGACUCUUGAGCUUGCGUUCCCGGUCACAAUGGCAAAUGAUGUGCUUAAGCAUGUGCGAGAGGCAUUCGACAACGAACUCAAGAAAGGGAUUGUGAUGACAUCCACGUAUCGUUCUGGUAUAAAUAUCAAGUUCGGCAAGCCUUACAAUGACUUACUUGGACAAGUCUCCACUGGCACUGAGGACGGUGCAGACUGGACAAAAGGCGCUAUGAUGUUCGACUUUCCAACUUUCAAACCUAACUGGGGUGAUGGCAAAAGGUUUAACGAGGGUUUCUAUGACAGGCUGGCGAAAGGCCUAAUCGAACGAUUUCCAUGUCGACCACACUGGACUAAGAAUACAAGAGAUAUCUUCAAUCUGACGAUGGCAAACAACAAGAUCGAUUCAGAACACCUCAGAAGAUUCAAGAGUGCACUCUCAAUUAGAGACCUAUACUAG